This is a messenger RNA of Mugil cephalus (flathead mullet), 4678 nucleotides long. Its product is annotated as ADP-ribosylation factor-binding protein GGA1-like. The record is from RefSeq and is a predicted model, not a curated record. Gene Ontology annotation, biological process: vesicle-mediated transport; intracellular protein transport. Bases 89 to 2086 code for a protein of 665 amino acids. Gene Ontology annotation, cellular component: trans-Golgi network. Gene Ontology annotation, molecular function: small GTPase binding; ubiquitin binding; phosphatidylinositol binding. The transcript is spliced from 17 exons. NCBI's taxonomy places the organism in Eukaryota, Metazoa, Chordata, Actinopteri, Mugiliformes, Mugilidae.
GGGGGGAGCUACACAGCCGCUGCAGCUAUCCACGCGAUAUCUUGCAGAAAUAACGCGAUAGUUGCUCCUUGUUUAGAAUCCCUGAAAGAUGGCGGCGCCUCCUCCAGAUGAGGCCAGCCUGCAGUCUCGCAUCAACAAGGCCACCAAUCCUCUGAAUAAAGAGACUGACUGGGACACUAUCAAGGGGUUUUGUGAUCAGCUGGACCAUGAACCAGAAGGUCCUCAGCUCGCAACCAGACUACUGGCCCACAAAAUUCAGUCACCACAAGAAUGGGAGGCGAUGCAAGCGCUAACGGUUCUUGAGACGUGCAUGAGGAACUGUGGAAAACGCUUUCACAGUGAAGUGGGAAAGUUUCGUUUUCUUAAUGAGCUCAUCAAGGUGGUCUCACCCAAGUAUUUAGGAGCCCGGGCUCCUGAGCCGGUGAAGAAGAAGGUUUUAGAAAUGAUGUACAGCUGGACGGUGAGGCUGCCCGAUGAGAGUAAGAUCGCGGAUGCAUAUCAGAUGCUGAAAAAACAAGGCAUUGUCAAGCAGGAUCCUGCACUUCCUGAUGACAAGCCCCUCCCACCCCCUCCACCCAGAUCCAAAACUGCCAUCUUUGAGGAUGAGGAGAAAUCCAAGAUGCUGUCUCGCUUACUGAACAGCACUCACCCUGAUGAUUUAAGAGCAGCAAACAAGCUCAUAAAGGAAAUGGUUCAGGAGGAUCAAAAGCGUGUGGAGAAAGUAUCAAAGCGGGUGAAUGCAAUCCAGGAGGUGAAGGAGAGCGUGAGCCUGCUGAGCCAGCUGCUGGAGGGCUACAGCAAGGAGAGCUGCUCCCAGAGCAACCAGGAGCUCAUUAAGGAUCUUUACCAGCGCUGUGAAAAGAUGAGGCCUACGCUCUUUCGAUUAGCGAGCGACACAGAGGAUAAUGAUGAAGCUUUAGCGGAUAUCUUGCAAGCCAAUGACAGCUUGACACAAGUCAUCAAUCUGUACAGGCAGCUCAUAAAGGGGGAAGACGUGACAAAAGACGACAUAACUGUGUCCUCACAACCAGGUGGCAGUAGUUCAGCGCUUGUAGACCUGACGGGACUUAACGUCUCAGCCAACGCAGCACCGUUUAACUCGGAGUCAUCCAGCCUGCAGGCUCUGACUCAGAACAUGGGCUUAAGCCUUUUGGAUGAUGAACUCAUGUCACUGGGACUGAAUGUAACAGAAAACUCUGACUCUCACAACACUUUCCAGUCGUCAGAUGUCACCACUAUCACGGAAACAUCUGCUCCUGCAUCCGUAAAAGCUGCACUGUUGCUACCAGCUGUGGCACAAACGCAGCCGGCUGCGCCAGUAGGGGGCUCCACUGCUCCACCUAAAGCCAUGGACGAGCUGGACCUGCUGGGAAAGACAUUGAUGCAGCAGUCCUUGCCUCCCGAGAGCCAGCAAGUCAAAUGGGAUAAGCUCCAGCCUCAUUCUAGAGUCACUUUACGAGAUCUCCAGACCAAGUCGGCCACCAACUCCAGGCCUCCUCCUACUCUAAACACCGCCUCCACUGCUGCGGGUCCAGCGUCCAGCCUGGCCAACCACUCUGACGGGCCACAGCCUGACGCGCUUCUCCUCUCCAAUCUUAACCUCACAGUUGUUGACAAAGGCUCGCUACCUGCUGACCCCUAUGACAACAUCUCUCUCGCUGAUGUUACUGUUCCCCUUGAAUCAAUCAAACCUAGCACCUUGUUACCAGUGACUGUAUUCGACAAACACAGUCUGCGGGUUUUGUUCACCUUUGCCCGUGACUGUCCUCCGUCACGACCUGACGUGCUGGUGGUGAUCAUCUCCAUGCUGUCGUCGGCCCCCAUUCCCGUCACCAACAUCCGCUUCCAGGCGGCCGUGCCCAAAGUGAUGAAAGUGAAGCUGCAGCCUCCCACUAGCACUGAGCUCCCAGCCUUCAAUCCCAUCCUGCCUCCUGCUGCCAUCACACAGAUACUGCUGUUGGCUAACCCUCACAUGGAAAAAGUGCGUUUGCGAUACAAGAUAACUUUCAACCUGGGAGACAAGUCCCAUGACGAAUCCGGGGACGUUGACCAGUUCCCGCCUCCAAACACGUGGGGGAGCCUUUAGUGAGAAGGCCCAGUCUCCCUGUCCGUCAUCUGAAGUGCUGCUUCCGUUACAUUUAGGUUGAAGUUAUCCCUCAACACCGGCUGCGGCGUGACGUCCUCUUUCCUCCUCAGUCGUUUGGAGAUUAAAAAAAAAAAACAGACGUGAGAGCAGUUGUGGGAACCAGCUUCUACCUUGUGCCUUCCCUCACGGCCUUCCUGUCCUUAUUCAGUUGUGUUCCGAGUGUUGCCACUUUCUUUUCCUUUCUGACAAUCGGUCCAGUGCUGUCAUAUAAAGCCAACUGUCAGAAACAUUCAAUGCAGUGACUUUUGAGCCUCUCUAAAACCGAAUGUGUGAAUUUGUCCCACGUCAUGUGAAUUACAUGUUAACAGCUGGUGUCUCACGUUAUGUUUAUUUUACAAAACCAGACUGAUGCAUUCCUGCUUUGGGUUUCAAACAUUCAGAUUCACGUUACAGGUGUUACAGUUUGCAUGUCCAGUGUUUACUCGGUUUGCCGCAGAUGGUUUUCAUUGAGUCCGUAUGUCAAACUUCAAGUCAGCUAAAUGCUUCUACGUGUUCCAGUAAUUCUACCAAAAGCCAAAUCUAACAUGAUUAGUGGAAUUUAAUAUCCAGUCAUAAAUCACGAUGUAUUUACUUUUUGUCUUGAGGCGGAGGUGCAACACUCUGGGAAAGCACUUUAAGUGAGAACUGCUGGUAUUCGUUGUCGGACCCAUGGAAGUAAUUAAACUAAAUGUAACAGUCGGCUCCAGAACAGACUUGAUUCUGUUCAGAGCUGGUCUCAAAGAUGCAGUAUCUAUCCAGGGAGCAUAUAUACAUAUAUAUAUACAUAUAUAUAUAACAAAUUGGUACUUAGUUUUUAAGCAUCAAAUUGGUUUUAAUAUAUUUGAUUAAACUACAGUUCAGUAGUGUUUGUGUCUUACGCUGUGACAUCUUGACACAUCAGAGUCAGAAGAGCGCGGGUAUUAAUGACUGAUAAUGAUGGAUUUAUUCUGUUCAGCUCUUCCCUCCAUCCUGAUAUUAAGCCAACAAGAAGAAAACUAAGAUUCUGAAACUGAACCAGCCAUUAUUAAUGCUAUUCCUUAUUCCUGUGCUUUUCCUUCUGUCAAAAUGCCUAUGAACAAAAGGCACUAAAUAUCCAAGAUUAGAACACUUUUUUUUUACAUUAUGUUCCACUCAGGAUUUUGAUUUGAAGAUAUUCUUUUCUUAUUUAGAUGCACUUUUUUUUUUUUUAUAUAAUUUUGCACCUGAAAUCAUUCCUUUUUACAGUACAUGUGUCUUUUGUUUUUGUUUCUGCCUUUGUGCUGUUGAUUGACCCAAAGAGGGGCAUGUGAAGUCCUGACAUCUGGUUUGAUUCUACCACAUGUGCCUGAGAUGACGCCGUUGAUUUUUUCUGCUUGCUCUGUACAUAUAUGUAAACAAAUGACUGGUUUGAUUUUUGUUUAUAGUCAUGUGUUCAUGAAAAGACUUCAGAUGAUGUUACAGAAUCAUUCUAAUAUCCAGUUGUCAGGCUGAUUGAAGCGCUGGUCUGUGAUCCGGUCCUAGAUCAUAAAGACUAAAAUAAAGUGGCAGAGGCAGAUGGGCUCCAUCUGACAACUAAAAUAUGAAAUACAUGUGUAAUUACAGAAAGGAUUUAACCGUCACGAGGGCUCGAUCUAAGAAUGGCCUAAUGAGCAACACCUAUUCAGCUGUACACGUAUGUGAAACCAUGUUAAAUUUAAUAUAUGGGCCAAUAUCAAACCAUUAUAAGACUGUGCCAUUUAUAAUAUCACAAAGCUGUUUCAGUCAACUCACAGGCACAGUCAGAAGGCUAAACUAUAACAAGAAGAAAUCAACAAUCAAAUCAUUUUUUUUUUAUGUUGUUGAUCCAGCAGUGUAGAUUUAACUUGUCACCAUUAUUUACUGUAAAUAUGCUGUUAAAGGGCUGUAACAGAUUUGGCUGUUGGCAUCAAAUUAAUAGGGAGGGGAUCUAAUUUGCCUUAUUGACAGCAUCAUAGCUACAUGUCUCCUAUCAGUGUCCCAUCAGAGUUGUGCAGUAGCUCUUUCUUUUAAGCAGGUUUAUUCAGUAAAACUACUCCCAUAGCGACUACAGCUGUUCAUUCCUAACAACAGGACUCGGCCUUAAGUAUUAACUAAACAUUUAUAAUUAGUCAGCCGUGUCACCAGUGAUGGUUGAUACGACCGGGUAGAAAGGAAAAGCCUGAAAUGUUUGGGGUGAGUAGUCCCAGGUGUGUAUUAAAGCUCACCAGUCUCAGAUUCUCAGUCUUAAUUAAAGAACUUGCAUCAUGCAGAACGUGGAUCAGAAUUAACUACUUCAUCAACUGCUCCAUUAACGACCCAAUGUGUGUCAAUCAACUAUAUUAGGUCCAGAUUUGCGUCAACAGUUGGAACAAUGUUUGGAUGCAUUACUAAUGAAGGGAAUAAUAUAUAUUUAUAUAUUAUAUAUAUUUAUUAACCAUUAAAAACACAGGUGUACAUGCAGCUGAGUACAAACUGAGAAUGAAAGGCAAAUGUGUAUUUAAAGCAAAUAAAGUCACUUGUACAAUAAGUCGCCCAGGUCAUGGUAUAUACAACACAAACAAAAAAAACAAACAAAAA